AUGCAUACACCAACUAAUUUUGACCAAACUGAUCACACUGAAACUCUCACCCGCUAUGACGGUGCCGGCCCCGAUGAAUAUUUAAGUGAUUUGAGCAGUUGUACUGAUAAUAGAUCUGACUUAAGGUCAGAUGGUUAUAAUGACUAUGAGUCUAAUUAUGGGUCAGAUAAUGAAGAAGCUACCUGCGCCUCAACCAGCAUUACCACGAUCCCAUCAUUUCAGUACUCUUUAAGGCAGGAAAAGUUUAAUGAUAAUUUUUCUUCCAAGGACUUGCUAAAUACCAUUCAGGAAAUUUUCCUAUCACCACCUAGAGAUAUGUCAGAUAUCAUAGGUUCUUUGGAUGAUCUCCCAAUCUAUUCAUUCCUCUUUCUGAAUGAAAAAGGCUCCUGUUUGUAUAAUGCCUACCCUAUAAAAAAUAUGCAUACGGUUUUUACACUGUAUACAUGUAUCUUUGAUACGGUUCGUAUUUUUAUAUACUGUAUAACAGUAUAA
Rhizophagus irregularis DAOM 181602=DAOM 197198 is the source of this 492-nucleotide messenger RNA. The record is from RefSeq and is a predicted model, not a curated record. NCBI's taxonomy places the organism in Eukaryota, Fungi, Glomeromycota, Glomeromycetes, Glomerales, Glomeraceae.